Messenger RNA from Strongylocentrotus purpuratus (purple sea urchin), 3691 nucleotides. RefSeq names its product zinc finger protein 341 (gene znf341). The coding region runs from base 246 to 3056 and encodes 936 amino acids. Gene Ontology annotation, cellular component: nucleus. Gene Ontology annotation, molecular function: DNA-binding transcription factor activity, RNA polymerase II-specific; RNA polymerase II transcription regulatory region sequence-specific DNA binding. The record is from RefSeq and is a predicted model, not a curated record. Gene Ontology annotation, biological process: regulation of transcription by RNA polymerase II. The transcript is spliced from 9 exons. NCBI's taxonomy places the organism in Eukaryota, Metazoa, Echinodermata, Echinoidea, Camarodonta, Strongylocentrotidae.
CAAAAUAAAAAUGUAAAAACAGACGGCAUGAACAUUUUGGGUGUGGGAGCUCAUCUCAAAUAAUCAACUAGGGACAUACCUGCCGUUAUGAAUAUGCAUUUUGUAAUCUAAUUUGCAUAAUUGAUAUCGGUCUUCAUGACUCCGUUUUACGCCCUGCUGCUGUACCCCGAGUCUGGAGAUUUGCCCACAUUUUCACAUGUUUUGUUCCUCAUUCUGGAAUUAAGGUUGAGCUAUCCUGCUCCAAGAUGAGUCAAGCAUUAUUUGAUGCCCUUGCUGGCAUCGAUGGGAGUGGUUUAGGAAUGCAGGGUCUCUUAGAGACCACUCCCACACACACCAUGACAACCAUUGUUCAAGAUCAAAAUGCAGGUGUGGAUGAAGAGGAUAUCUUUCAGUGUGGCAAAUGCAAGAAGCAGUUCACAUCACUCAACUCCUUCAUGAACCACAAGAGAGAACACUGCAUACCACCCAUCUCAACACAUCCCAUCCAUACCAUAACAACCCUACCCCGCCCUCAACCCAUCCCUGCUGCUGCUCCACACUCUGUCAACAGUGCCUUCUCCACCCUCACCCAGACCUCACUGGGGAAUCGUCUAUCCCUGGGCGGGGGCGGUAUUGGACCGGUGCCCCAGUCCCCAUUGUCUCAGCUACCAUCCAACAUGGUGCUGGGUGAGGAGGUGCUGAUCUCGCAGUUUGCCAACGUGGAGCAGAACAUUCAGCAGCUUCAGAACACCCUGAUGAACUCUGGUUCGUUAUCCUCGGCACCAUUCAUCACGUCUCAAGCUGCCUCCAGGCUCCUCACCUCCACCACACCGGUCUCAUCAGGCGGCUCUUCCAUGUCUUCUAACUCUGUACAACAGACUCUCAAUAUUGGCCAGGUGACCAAUAUCCAGAUAGUCCAACCCAACGGUAACAUCACAUUACAGCAGGUACUCCCCAACUCCAACCAACAAGAUCAACACCAGCUCCUCCAGCAACAGGGUCAAACCCUGAUACAACCUGCAACCAUCAUGCAACAGCAGCCCCCUCGGAGUUCAGGGGUGCAGGAACUGACCCGCAUCGCCCCCAUGACUAGCCUGGUCCAAGGGGGUGGUGAUGGUAGUGACCCUCUGAACAGACCUGAUCAUAUCUACAGCCUGACUGCAAGGAGGAAACGUAGGGGAGAAGCUGAGAGCAAGAAGCCAGGAAAGCUGAGAUGUAACUACUGUGACAGGACAUUCGCAAAGAACUUUGAUCUGAAUCAGCACCUACGCAGCCAUACAGGAGAGAAACCAUUCCAAUGUAUUGUAUGUGGACGAGCAUUCGCUCAGAAGUCUAACGUCAAGAAACACAUGCAGACACACAAAGUAUGGCCACAGGGCAAGAGAGCAACUCUGCCUAAUAAACCUAUUUUAAAGGUUACCAAUCUUGGAGAAGAGAAUAGUGCCAAAAAUGCCAAGAUCCGUUUGGAUGCAGGCGGCAGUCAGGAUUUGCUGGAACCCAUCCCAAGAGAAGAAAUGCUGAUUGAUAACUCAUAUGUGUGUAACUUCUGCAAUGAGAAGUAUAAGAACUACUACCAACUGAAGACACACAUGAGACAACACAAAGAUGAACAGCUGUACAAGUGCAUCGUGAAGACCUGCUCCCAGAAUUUCAAGAAUCUAGAUGAAUUCCUAGAACACAUCAGAGCACAUGACAAAGAACUGUCCUACCGAUGUCACCUAUGCAACAAGCAGUUCAACGAUCUCAAUGAUCUAGGUGUUCAUCAAUAUUCACACAGUCUCUAUCCUAACCAAGGACCAAAGCUUAUUCAAAAAGAAUUUAAGUGUCCCAAAUGUAACAGCAAGUACUCAUCACCCGAUGCUCUGGAUCACCACAUGAACACCUCAUCACAUAAGUUCAACUGUCCAGAAUGUAACAAGAUCUUUACCUGUGAGCGAUACCUGCGGCGCCAUCUUGUCUCCCACUGCACCCAAUCCCUGCAUGAAUGCCUCAUCUGUAACAAGAAGUUCAAGAGUGAGCACUAUCUCAAGUCUCACAUUCUCAUCCACACUGGCCAGAAACCAUUCAGCUGUCAGGUCUGCACCACAGAGUUUAACCGCAAGGACAAACUCAAGAGACACAUGCUGAUCCAUGAACCGAAUAAGAAAUUCAAGUGUCCAUUCCACUCAGUGGCAGGCUGCAACAUGGCGUUCAACCGAGCCGACAAACUCAAAGCUCACAUCAUCACGCACAGUGGGAUCAAACCCUUCAAAUGCUUCCACUGCUCCAAGACAUUCAGUCGCAGGCCUAACCUGGCUGAACACAUGAAGCUCCACACCAACGACUUUCCUUUCCAUUGCGACAAGUGCAACAAGGGAUACGCCAGAGAGAAGUACUUGAAGAACCAUAAUUGUAAUGCCAAGACGGGUCCCAAGCGGACAUCAUCCAUUGAAGGCAUCAGCCUUGAGUAUGCUGCAAAGCUGAUCGAUGCUGGAGCUAUCAUGGACCCAGAACAAGAGCAGAUCCAGAACAGCCUCGUCGAGGCCUUGGCGGAGAAGGCGAAGAAGAAGAGAGGUAGAAAAAGGAAAAGUGAUCUUCAAUCACAGAGAGCCAAAGAGGAUGCAAUGGAGGAAGAGGAGGUACGGAUUGUCCACACAAAGACAAGACAGGUCAGGAUGAGAGCUGGGUCUAUGCUCAACAAAUCAAAGAGAGCAAGGAAACCAAGGACACCUAGUUAUAAAAUGAAACAAUCCAAAAUGCAACAAACCCCAUUAAUGUCAGAGAAAUCCACCAUUGCUGCCAUUGAAGAAGACCUUGCUAUCAUCCAGAAUGUCCUCGCCCAACAUAGCAACAACGUCAAUGUGGAUGUGGGUAUGGAAGAUCUUGACACAGACCAUACGGACAGUGGACAUAGCCUUGCCUCCUCUCUCUCUCGUCAAUCUGGAGUGAACAUCAGUCUCCCUUCAGAGUCUCUGAUCCAGGAUCCUAUCAACUUGGAACCUGGUGAUCUGAGUGGACAGAUGGUUCCUGUGGUCACACACCGAGUUCAUCGGCUUGAUGAUGAGAAUGAAGUGGUGGUGGUUGUAUCACAAACUUGAGUGUUUCAAUUGCCUCUUCCCUUGUGGGGAAGACAAAUCUUUAAAGAAUGUUGAAGCUACAUGUCUCUAUUCUCUGUAUAUCUAAAUAUCAAUGAGUUUAAGUGAUAAUCAUGUCAGCAGAAUCACUAGACAGGGAUUACGUUACAAUAUUUAUGACUGCUACUCAAUACAAUUCUUUUUUUCCGCAUAUACACCCGUCUAUAGGCUUACUAUAAAUUACAAUGCCCAACUUUUAACAGGACGAGAUGGAAUGGGGGAGUGCGAGCUCUCUAUUUAGACCAUUGGUAUCGGGUGUUGUAAACCAAAUCCACAAAGGACAAGAGCCCUCUAUCAAUUAUUUCUUAAAUCGACCCCACCCCCUCUCAAAUAAAAAACAUAACAACAUAUGUCUGUUGUAAGUUUUGUAUUCAUUUAUAAAUUUAUGUGUAUGGUUAAUAGUAAAAUAGUUGAAUCAUUUAUAAAUGAAUAGGUGAAAUGAGAAACACUCCUGACUUCUAUAUGAGGAUAGCCAAUUGCAAAAUGGUUCCUGUUAUAUGAGGCUUUCUUCGAAUCUUGUGGUUUGCAACAUUUUCAAAUUUCAUGGCAUUCUACCUAUGCUAUUAUUAGCAAAGAUAAUUCUAAAAAGAUCGAUUAAG